Carica papaya (papaya) is the source of this 897-nucleotide messenger RNA. Lineage: Eukaryota; Viridiplantae; Streptophyta; Magnoliopsida; Brassicales; Caricaceae. The record is from RefSeq and is a predicted model, not a curated record.
CUACUGAUAAAAUUUGGGUAUUUCAGGGAACAAUCUGUAAUUUUACAGGCGAGUCUUCGCGGUGAACAAUUUUCCUUUCUGCGACCUGCGUGCUGGGUUGAUGUAUAUCGGCGCAGUGUCUCAACUGGCUUCUUCAAGAGGGCAAUCCCUUCAAUUCGUUUAGAGAUAACGAGAGCUAUGGCCAAUGGCGAUAGAGAUUGGGAUUUCUAUCUCAGAAUCUUAUCCAAUAGCGCCAGGGACUCCAGCUUAGCCAAUGAUCCUUCCGCUGAUCCAUCUCUUAUCCAAUCUGUGAAGAAGUUAUAUGAAUUGUGUAAGGCUGAGAACUCCGAGGAUUUGGUGGCUAGGGUUUAUCCACAGUUUAACAAGCUCUUUCAGCGCUCUGUUGCCUCGAUAUCCCAAUCUCAAUCUCGCACGUCUAACGGGCUUCUAUUACUGGCAAUUCUGCAGUUUUUCCUUGAUUUCGGAGACACGGUCCUCCAUGAUCCUGAUCCUAGUCUAAGGGCAUUCUUUCGGACAUGUUUGAGAAAUGGGAACCAUAUAAUUCUAUAUUCUAUAUCUUUUUUGCAGUUUUUCCCCUUGCUACUCAAGCUGAUUGCAUGGAACGGAGAGAAGUUAGAGAGGUUAUUUCUGAAGACUUUUCCAGGAUUGAUAUCACCUGGGUCAUUUCUUCCCCUAUUUCCAUCUAUAAUGGACUUACCAAUUUUGGUUGUGGCCUUGGAAAAGGUAGAACGAAGUUCGGGAUCACUGAUUGGGAGCAGCAUAGCAUCAAUCCAGAAGAGUACGGCUCCUGAGAUGCUACUUGCACUCAUGGAUGAAAGCUUAUACUGGUUCGACAAUGGUGAUGGAGGGGGAGAUUCUGAAUCUGAGGAUGGCAACACAAUAGAUGUGGCUGAUCCC